AUGACAUCUUUUAAAGGUGACAGACUAGUUGUAAAUAUAAACGAUGAUAAUGAUGAUGACUCUAAAUCUUCAUUAUUAGAGGAGUUUAAAAGUAGCAACAAGUUGGAUGGAUUUCAUAAUAAAAAGAAAUCUAAUUACAGAAGAUGUUUAGAUUUUUUUAAAAAGUUAUUAUUACCAGUUGGAAAGAUGCCACAUGAAGAUAGAUUAAAUAUGGAUUGGUUACAAAAAUGGAGAAAAUAUAAUAGGUUCCCAUUUAAAUUAUUAAUACAUUUAGCAUUAACUGUUUGUUUAACAACAACUAUAUUUUUACAAACUGGAGAUUUAACAGUAUAUUCAGUUGGAAUUGAAGCUACAUGGUAUAAUAUAUUCUUUCCAACCGAUUUUCAAUAUGAAGGUGAUUAUGGUGCAAAUAUUAUGUAUUUAUACACUAUAAAUGAAACGAUUUCAAUGAUAAAGGAUAAUUUAGAAGCAUAUAAUUCAUUAGAGGAUACAUCAGUAAAUAGAUUUCAAGUUUAUUCACCAACGAAUGGAGAUUUCUCUCCACCAUAUAAUGCAACUAUGACUAUUGCUUCCUAUAAACAUUGUGAUCAAGUUUUUGAUACAUCUUUAGUAAAUGCUAAUACUGCAACUGAAACAAUAGCCUAUACAAUAUCAUCUGAUAAUUUAGGUCCAUUUCAAUCAUAUAUUGAUAGUGGUAGUGGUAAUGAUAAUGAUAAUGAUAGUAAUAGUAAUAGUAAUAGUGGUAAUCAUAAUUCAGAAACGAUUCAACAAUUAUUUUAUUGUAUGAGUGAAAUGAAGGUUAAAUAUAGUUUUACAAAUGUACACUUACAAUAUGAACAUCCAGUUGCAUAUUUAUGGGAUGUAUAUGUUAUAUUUAAUAAUAUUGAACAAGCUGGUAGAAUUGAGUUAUCAAUUCAUUCAGAGAAAACUAGAAUUUCAGAGCCACCAUAUGGAAAGUUAUUACAAUCUUCAAAGUUAAUUUUAGAUUCAUUCAUUAUUGUUCUAUCAAUUCUUAGUCAAAUUUUAGCAUGGAGAUCAUUUGUUUUCUCCUUUAAAACUUAUCAACGUACAAAGAGACUAUUGAGAAGAAAUUCAACUAGAUCACUUUUAACUGUCAAUUGGAAAUCACUCAGUUGGAAAACCAAAUUAAGAUUCUUUAAUCUUUGGUUUGUACUUUGUUUAAUUAGUAAUGUAUUGACAAUUGCUGGUGCCAUUUUGGAUUUCUUUGAAGUACCUGGUACCGUUAGUUCAACUGCAACCAAAGUAUUGAUUGGUCUUGGUACUUUGUUAUCUUGGAUUAAUAUGAUUAGAUAUUUAGAAUUUGACACAAAAUCAACUUCUUUAAUUCGUGCUUUAAUCAAUGGUUUACCAGAGAUAAUUCGAUUCUCGGCUGGAAGUCUCCCAAUUUUCAUUGGUUUCUGUUUAUUUGGUUUAAUGGUUUUCUCUGAGCAUACUCUAAGAUUCGCUUCAUUUGGUGAGGCUGCUAUCACUCUUUUCGGUUUACAAAAUGGUGAUGAUGUUCAAGCAACUUUUCGUGCAACUGAAAAAGAUCCUAUCAUUUCAAAAAUGUACUUUUUCGUAUUUGUCUUCAUCUCUGUCUAUUGCAUUUCCAAUAUUUACAUUGCAAUCAUGGAAUCUUCUUAUUCUCGUUCAAUCGGUAUCAAAUCAAAAUUAGAAAAGAAAGCAAAAGAAAAAAAGAAAUUAAAAGAACAAUAUGGUGAUGAAAUUAAUUUAGAUGAUCAUCUUUGGAAAACACUUUUAGGUUUAAAAGAAGAAAAACUUGAUGAUGAUGAUCCAAAUUCUAAUUUCAAUGAUGAUGAUGAUGAUGACGAUGAUGAUGAUCAAAGUCAAUCAAAUCUUUUAAAUGAUGAUGAUUAUGAUGAUAAUGAUGAUGAUUUAGAUGAUAAUAAUAAUAACCCUAAUAAUAAUAAUAGUAAUAAUAAUAAUAAUAAUAAUAAUAAUAAUAAUAAUAAUAAAAAUGACGAUGACACUAGUAGUAAUAUAAGUGGAAUUCAAAUGAUAUCAUCUUCUAAAAAGGAUAAAAAAGUUAAAAAAUCAAAGAAAUCAAAAUCUCCUCCUUUACCGCCAUCCAAACCACACUCCCAAAUAAAUCUUACUGAAUCACAAAUUAUUGAAACUGAUAGAGCUGUAUCAACAUUUGAUACAAAUGCAAUCAUUGAAGAUAUUUCAAAAGUGAUCUUUGAAAGACAAUUGGCCUUUAACAAAGAGAUUCAAAAUUUAAUUAAAAAUUCAAUUCAACAAAGACUUCAAGAUUUAGUUGAAAAUCGACAAAUUUCAAUUAAUAAUCAACAAUCUGAUAAUAAUAAUAAUAAUAAUAAUAAUAAUAAUAAUAAUAAUAAUAAUAAUAAUAAUAAUAAUAAUAAUAAUAAUAAUAAUAAUAAUAAUAAUAAUAAUAAUAAUAAUAAUAAUAAUAAUAAUAAUAAUAAUAAUAAUAAUAAUAAUAAUAAAUAA
Molecule: messenger RNA, 2472 nt
Organism: Dictyostelium discoideum AX4
Lineage: Eukaryota; Evosea; Eumycetozoa; Dictyosteliales; Dictyosteliaceae
Exons: 2
Coding region: 1-2472 (823 amino acids)
Biological process (GO): monoatomic cation transmembrane transport
Cellular component (GO): membrane
Molecular function (GO): monoatomic cation channel activity
Source: RefSeq, a predicted model, not a curated record